UAAUCUCGUUUGGACAGAGAGCGUCCUCACACACGGAGGAGACGCGUUUAGCACAGAAUAUUCUCAUUCUGACAGAUAAUGUCUCGUUGGUAGCAUUUAUUCAGAGCUGACAUAUUUUAUAUGAUAACCCGAGAGAAAUAUUCUCAGUAGCUUCAGUUGGACAAACAUUCUUUGGAUAAAUCCGGAAUUUUCAGCUCUCUGAGGAAUGAAUAAGUGGUAGCUCUUCAUCCAGCGUUUCCAUGCAACAGCGCAGGCGGCUGUGAAGCCACUGAGCACGCGGAGGGAUAGAUGCUGUUGCAGAGAGCGCCUGCACUGUAGAUCUGUUAGGUGUCUGUGGAGGAACCCCGUGCGCCCUUUUAAACCUAAUGGAGCUUCAAGUUGAUGGAGAGGAGCCGGUCCGGAGCUUAACGCAGCACGAUAGCGCGGAGAAGCCCGGUUCUCCUCCCCUGGCUUGUGAGCACUCGGGCAGCCCGCAGCAGGAGGAGCCCAGCAUAAUGAGGAGAAAUGACCACUACCUGCCUGUCCCUGGAGAGGAGAAGAACCUGGAUGGAGACUUUGCCAACACAAAGGAUGGGAGCAGUGUGUCCAUACCACUGAAAAAUCUUUACGCAGAUGAUGGCUCACCUCUGCCUCCCCGGCUUGGCCCAUACUUCUCUGAUGGCCGGCGGCGGGUGGAUUACGUGCUGGCAUAUCAAAUCCAGAAGCCGAGCAGCAUCCGGCGACAGUCAACCGGCAACAACUUCGUCAGACAGCUUCGACGCAGCCUGAGCAUCAGAAGUAGCAGAGCGCCGCUGCAGCCUAAGGAAGACCCAGAGAUCGCUGCCCAGGAACAUCGGACUGAUUAUCACGAGGACGACAAGCGCUUCAGGAGGGAGGAGUUUGAGGAAAACCUCCUGGAGACUGGGCUUGAGGUGGAAAAGGAUGAAGGGAGUAAGAUCCCUGGAAUCGGCUUCUUAAAGGUCCACGCUCCUUGGAACGUUUUGUGUCGGGAGGCUGAGUUCAUGAAGCUCAAGAUGCCAACAAAGAAGGUUUACGAAGUGAAGCAAGGCAGUAACGUGGUGGAGAAGAUUCGGCUGUUCAUUCAUAAAGUCACGGCUCCUCUCCACCCGAAAGUCGAUGCCAACAGACCUCAAAGUGUCAAAUCCCUCUCUCACCCUUUCUCCAGAGAGAAGCAGCAUCUAUUCGACCUGUCUGACCGGGACAAGUUCUUUGACAGCAAGACCAGGAGCUCAAUAGUCUAUGAGGUACUGAAGAGGACAAGAUGCACCAGAGCCAAAUACGCCAUGGGGAUCACCAGUCUGCUAGCUAACGGAGUCUACUCAUCUGCUUAUCCUCUGCAUGAUGGAGACAUCGAGGGAGUGAACGCAGAACCAAAUGACAGGAAGCUGCUGUACGAUGAGUGGGCCAGCUACAGCGUCUUCUACAAGUACCAGCCUAUUGGACUCAUCAGGAAGUAUUUUGGAGAGAAGGUUGGGUUAUACUUCGCCUGGUUAGGAGUCUACACGCAGAUGUUGAUUCCGGCUGCCAUUGUUGGAGUUAUUGUGUUCCUCUACGGCUGUGCGACUGUCGAUGAUAACAUACCCAGUAUGGAGAUUUGUGAUCCCAGGAAUAACAUCACCAUGUGUCCGUUGUGCGACCAAGCCUGCAGCUACUGGAAGCUUGUGUCAGCAUGUGGUACGGCCCGAGCCAGCCACCUGUUCGAUAACCCAGCCACCGUCUUCUUCUCCAUCUUCAUGGCCCUCUGGGCGGUUCUCUUCAUGGAGCACUGGAAGAGACGACAGAUGCGACUGAACUAUACCUGGGAUCUGACGGGCUUCGGUGAGGAGGAGGAGGAGGAACAUAAGGACCACAACCGAGCGGAGUACGAGUUCAAGGUCAUGCAGAAGACGAUGAGACAGGAACAUUCAACCCCAAAGGGGGAGAAAGUGAAGCUGACAUGUACGGACAGAAUGCCAGCUUACCUGACCACUUUGAUCAUGAUGUGCUUCAUGAUCGCUGUGACGUUCGCCAUCGUCUUCGGGGUCAUCCUGUACCGUAUCAGCAUCAAGGCAGCUCUGCACAUAAGCAGCUACCCUGCAGCCCGCUCCAACAUCAGAGCCACCGUCAAAACCACCGCCGCCAUCAUCAACCUCAUUGUCAUCAUCAUCUUAGAUGAGAUCUACGGCUCCAUCGCCCGCUGGCUCACCAAACUGGAGGUCCCAAAGACGGACAAGAGCUUUGAAGAGCGCCUCAUCUUCAAGACUUUUAUUUUGAAGUUUGUCAAUGCCUUCACACCCAUUGUCUAUUUGGCUUUCUUCAGGGGAAGACUUGUUGGGCGGCCUGGAGAGUAUUUGUACGUCGUUGGGUCGUACAGAAUGGAGGAGUGUGCCCACGCAGGCUGCCUCAUGGAGCUGUGCAUCCAGUUGUGCAUCACCAUGCUGGGGAAACAGCUCAUCCAGAACAACCUGUUUGAGAUCGGCAUACCAAAGCUGAAGAAAAUGAUGCGGCAAAGGAAGUCAGACUUGGAUUCAAAGGAGCAGGAGGAGCUGAACAAAUCGAUGCAUCGCCACGAGAAAGACCACAUCCUAGGUCCAUUUGUCGGCCUCAGCCCGGAAUACAUGGAGAUGAUCAUCCAGUUUGGGAUGGUGACUCUGUUUGUGGCCUCUUUUCCUUUGGCUCCGCUUUUCGCCCUCCUGAACAACAUCAUCGAGAUUCGCCUGGACGCCAAGAAGUUUGUUAUGGAUCUGCGCAGGCCGAUCGCAGCUAAAGCCAAAGACAUCGGUAUCUGGUACAACCUCCUGAGAGGUCUCAGCAAAGUAGCAGUCAUCGUUAAUGCCUUUGUCAUCUCCUUCACCUCUGACUUCAUCCCGCGGCUCGUCUAUCAGUACGCGUACAGCCCUAAUGGCACCAUGCACGGCUUCAUCAAUCACACCCUGUCCUACUUCAACGUCAGCGACUUCCAGCCAAACACAGAGCCUCUCCAGCCCAUGCACCUGGGCUACCAUGUAGAUGUAUGCAGGUACAAGGACUACAGAGAGCCUCCGUGGUCCGACGAGCGGUAUAAUUUCUCAAAGGAGUUUUGGGCCAUUCUGGCUGCUCGCCUCACGUUCGUCAUCGUCUUUCAGAACCUGGUGAUGCUCAUGAGUGACUUUGUGGACUGGUUGAUCCCGGACAUCCCCAAGGACAUCAGCCUGCAGAUGCACAAGGAGAAGAUCCUCAUGGUGGAGCUCUUCAUGAAGGAGGAGCAGGGCAAAAGGCUUGCAGCGCGGGACAACCACAACCAUGACAACUACACCUCCCCCUCAUCUGCCAAUCAGAGCCCAUCACAGCCCCGCUCGCGACCUGUAUCGCACGCAAACUGCUCCUAAACUUCUUAAGCUGCGGGGCUCUGAGAAAACAAGCAUAAACAGCAACAAGCAAACACAUGUACACAAACUGUAAAUAAGUCGACUGGCUGCUUUAACCCAGCUGGUAAAAGUUCUGACGGUUUCUCAUUACGUUUUUAAUACUAGCAAUGCUUUGCUGCUUUCAUGCGGUUUGGGAAUAUUUGCAGAAACGACCUGAUAGCUCAACUUUGAAAUGCUCAUAUUACAGUUGUUGUUUGCCUCUUUUCAAACCUUUCCUUAAGUUACUAAGUCAUUAACCACAAUUCCAGGAGAUACUCAAACAGCACUGAUAGGAAUAAAGAUCACGACACAUUAUUUAUUGGAUGUAUUUGAAAGGAAAAAGCCAUUAGCUUUAUUGGACUCGGGGGGAUUCACCUUGUUGCGACCAUUAUUUAGGACGUCUGAGAAAGCAAUCACAGGAACCGAUUUACAAGCAGUAAAUUAAUAUGACAUUCAUCCGGGACGUCCUCCGCCAAUCCGUCCACGUGGUCCUGCUGAGAAGAUCCCUCAAGGUAUCUCACUGCUGAGAUCCUCCCUCCUGCCAUCAACGUGUAAAACUCAGAUCGGCUUUUUUUGUUUGUUUUUGCACAAUUAUAAAGACGGCAGGAAUUUAUUGAUGUACUGUUUUUGAAUAUGCAACAUGUUCAGGCGCAUGUGCUGUGGUUGUUGGGAUCAAAUCAAGGUUUUAGAAGCGAUCUGUCGAUUUGUACGAUUCUCUUUUACAAGCACGAUACUGCUCAAUGUUACCCUUUGAAUACUAACAAACCGCCUAACAGGGCUCAGUGCCAUGACUCCAAAAGCACAAGUCACAUUUUGACUCUCUUUGAUGAACUGGAAUUCUUAAAAGUGAAAAUGAUGAGAUUUACGUCAAAAACACGACAUGAUGUCAUUCUCCAUCUCACCUUACAGAGAUGCUGAACUUUAGAUACUUACCUUUCAAUAUACAGAGGAUCCUUUCCACAUGAUACGAUCUCAGAGUCGUGUCUUAAAGCUGUGGUGACUGAUUUUUUUGGUGCUUGGGGACAGCAGCAUGAGCUGAAAAGGCGACGUAAACCAAAUGUCAACAAACUAACCUGUUACAGUUAAUGUCAAAGUGAACAAUUAGUUAUACAGAGAGAAACAUACACAUCAUGUUCAGGGUCUUUAGCCUCUCAGCGCAGUAUUUAAUACAAUUUCAGCUCAAAAAAAUACAUUUUUCCUUGGCUCUUUGAGCGAAUCGUUGCUGAAAAUAAGAAGCUAAAAAGUUUUUGAGACACAAAACCAAAACAUGAAGCUGCAAGAAGCCAAAACGCUUUGUAAAGCUGUUGGGUCCAUGAUCCAAGGUUUUUGUGGUAAUUAGCGACAUUUAGCAGAACAAACUUGGUAGAAAUGUAAUAUGAUAUUCUUAAAAAAGGUGCAUUUCGACCAAGAGUUCUGGGGUCUUUUAGCCCCCAGAACUACUUUACCCUGAACUAAAAGGUUCCUGUGCCCCCAUUGUUGUCUGCGUUUCGACCGUGGGCUGAAGUCCCGGGUAGAUUGUGUAAAUCAGGCCAGUGACGUAUGGAGGAAAGAAAGUAAAUGCACUACACCACCAGACCAGUAGAGGGCAGUAAAACAAAGAUGAAUGCCAUUCAUCACAGAUGACACCGUAGGAGCAGACGGACAGGCAGGUAUCAUUAUGAGCAACACAACAGUUAGCCUGUUAGCAUGAAGAGACUCAGCUGGUGCUGUUUUAGAUGGUGCUAUAUUUCAUCACAGAUGGAUUCACUGAAUCAACACGUGAGAGGAGAUAAGCGCGAGUAGCAAAGACGUUUCAACACGGCUUUAAAAUCCUUUUGAACUCAAAAAGCCGUGGCAGAGAUCGGACGGUGUUUUGGUUUAAACAGCGACCCUGUUAACUGGAGACUUUCAGCCGGAUGCAUCCCUCAUAAACAUCUUUAGACGAUCAUUAAAUAUCUGAUGAGGAUAUUUUGAAAUCUUAAUAAAAACUAAACUAGUUUGCAUUCCCAGGAACUCCCUCUGUGUUUCAACAGCUGUGUAAACUCCACAAACACUGACACGUUCAGCUGAAGGUCUCCAGUUUACAGGGUCACUUUUAAAACCGGAACACCGGGAGAGACAGAUUCACGGUGGGCUGAGAGAAGACUACUGUUACAAGCUGCUAAAUCAAGAGAAUCACAGCUUCUUCUUUUGAAAAGUACACACACAUACAAAAAAGAUAGAACAAAUAAAAACUAAUGAAAGAAAGAGAAAUCAAGAGAAUCACAGAUGUGUGUGAUGUUAUUGUGGACGGAGGGAGGAAUAAAAACACUGCGGUUAAUAAGACAUGUUCAGCAUUGCAGGCCCUGCCCCCCAAAAGCUUUGAAAAGUACUACCCUCCGAGCAGGGACUUUUCAGGGGGAGAUCAUCUACCCCUGAACUAAAUAUAGACCCUGGGUCCACCGGUUGAAACGCACGUAGUUCCCGGGUAAAGUUCCUCUGAUCGAUGAACGCCUUAUGAUUAUGUGAGUAUUUAAUCACCUGAAUAUAAAAAAUAUAUAUUUAACUUUAUAUUAAAUAUAAAAAGGGCGACAUCCUGCACUGCUCUGUUUCUACAGUAGUACAAGUUUUUGCAUUUAAUGAGUGCCAAAUGCACUCAUUUGAGAGUGGUAGAGUUAGUAUUGGUGGAUGUUUUUGAUAGUACAGACUUGACCAAAGGAGGAUCAUACUUAUCAUGCAUCACAGGAGCUUUUUGUCUUUGAAGGCCACAGUCAAACACUUUCAUUCUACAAUCUGGCUGCUAGAUGUCGCUAAAUACUCUGAUUUCUAUCCACUGUACCUUUAACAUGACUCGAUUGAAGUGUUCAUCUGCUGCUCCCCUAUAGUCUCUAUAAAUCAGCUCAUGCAGGUUUAAAUAACUGCCAUGAUGAUGUCUACCACACAGAGGAGUCUCCUUUAGAUCACAUUCCACUAACUUUGACAGAAUUUGUCUCUGUCUUUGUGCCCAUGACAGGGAGAUGUUAAAUUAUCCAGCUCAGAGUUCAGAGGAUGAAAACAUGACAUCUUUGGAAAUCUUAACUCAGCUUUUUAAAAGGUGUUUUGCAGAAUAGCAUCAUUUGCCCGUGCAGCAGCUCAUAAUACACGUUAGUUAGCAUUAACAGUUACCAACUGUAAACUAUAUAAAGCUGUUCAUUUUGAAUCUGUUGAAAUAUGAAUGCAAAGGAUGAGUCCUGAAAAUGGAACUAACUCAUGUUUAAGGGGACGCAGGAUUUAACAUUUGCUUAACACAAUGUCUCCAGAAACCAGCACAAGAGUGUUGCUCAAGGGAACUAUGGUGACAGCUGUUUAAGGAGAAUAGUGACACUGUUUACCUGCCUUAUAAUCUCCCACCUGCUCAAGGGAUCCAAACCAUCACCUUUGUGAAAACUCACUGGCUCAUUUGAGAUGUCCGUUUGUCGAACCAGGAAAGGCAGCACUGUUUUAAUAUGAUUACAUUGCCUUAUACUAACCGCAUAAAUCAUCUGCAUUUUCCUAAAGCUGCAUUUCUUAAGCUACUCAAGCACAAAGACUGAAUACUUCUUUGUUUUGUAUUUAUGAACCUGCAAAAACACACGUGGGAGUGACUGGAUGUCACUUUGAGGAUUGUAAAUGUACUGUGGACUGAAGUGUGCGGUCUUGCGUACAGUCUACACUCGUCGAUGUGUCAGAUCCUGCACCCUGCUGUAAAUACAUCAGGCUACCCCAAAUCGAAGCCCUCAACCCAGACUGAUGGAAUGUAUUUGACUUUUUAAGUUUCAGUGAUGUUUUAUCACUUUAGGUCAAACUGUACUCUGCAUAUGUUUCUGUACUCUUUUAUUAUGAUGCAUUUCUUCGUGUACGUCUAGUUUUAGAGGGUUUAUCAGCUCACAGGGGACCAUAGAUCUGAUGGUUUAAAUUGUUAUUCAAUGUAAGUCGUCACUUUGGACCUUCUGGGCUGUUCACUCGAGGAUGUCUGGGAAAGCAUCUGUCCGAGUGCAGCCUUUAAAGACAUUUUUAUCUUAUAAGACGUGACUUCUUUCUGGGAUACCACUUUGCUCUUCAAAGCAGAAACUGCACAUUUUAUUUUGAUCAAGUCUUAAUACUGUUACAGAUGUGUACGUUAGUAGGGUUAGUGUUGAUAUUCAGUGAUAGGUGACAAACUGCUGCAGGGAUGCAGAGCCUGUUUUAGCUAGAAGAUCUUUAGCCUCUGAUUCUUUAAUAACCUGAUGUCACAUGUGAAGACCGUCGCUCGGGUGUCUUCAUGAGAUGUCCUUCUCCUGCCGUCUGAUUCUAUGUUGUAUUGAGAGCAUCAAUAAAACACAAGUUGUGACAUGCUAACAUCUAUAAUAAUGUAUGUCGAAGCACAUUUCACAACAUGUGUGUAUGCAUGUAUACGCGAUUUGUCUGUCUCUGAUAUUUUGAAUCAAUUUUUUUGUUUAAACUUACUGCAAAUAAAUUAGAGAUGAACUGCG
Notolabrus celidotus (New Zealand spotty) is the source of this 7813-nucleotide messenger RNA. RefSeq names its product anoctamin 1, calcium activated chloride channel a (gene ano1a). Gene Ontology annotation, biological process: chloride transmembrane transport. The transcript is spliced from 26 exons. The record is from RefSeq and is a predicted model, not a curated record. Bases 366 to 3347 code for a protein of 993 amino acids. Lineage: Eukaryota; Metazoa; Chordata; Actinopteri; Labriformes; Labridae. Gene Ontology annotation, molecular function: chloride channel activity; protein dimerization activity. Gene Ontology annotation, cellular component: plasma membrane.